AUGGAGGAAAAGAAAACAACAGCAGCAGCAUCAUCGUACAAUACAGCUGCUUUUGAUAAUAUACUUCAUAAGAUGGGUUUCCAGUAUGAAUACGUCUCGCCAGAAAAAGUUACCGGCCGCCUUUAUCUUAAUCAGAUGUGCUGUCAGUCCUUCAAGAUGAUGCAUGGAGGUGUAUCAGCAUUGAUAGCUGAGUCUCUGGCAAGCUUAGGAGCCCUCGUAGCUUCGGGUUGUCAGAGAGUAGCUGGUGUUCAUAUCAGCCUCAACCAUUUGAAGCCUGCUCAACUUGGUGAUCAAGUGUUUGGAGAGGCUACCCCUCUUAGUGUUGGUAAAACCAUCCAGGUGUGGGAGGUGCAAGUCUGGAAGAUUGAUCCUUCAAACUCACAAAGCAAAUCCUUGGUAUCAUCAUCUAGGGUAACUCUUCUUGCUAACGUGCCAAUGCCGGAGCACUUAAAGGAUACCGCUGCAACGGUCGGGAAGCAUGCAAAAUUGUGA
Molecule: messenger RNA, 492 nt
Organism: Quercus robur (English oak)
Lineage: Eukaryota; Viridiplantae; Streptophyta; Magnoliopsida; Fagales; Fagaceae
Product: 1,4-dihydroxy-2-naphthoyl-CoA thioesterase 1-like
Exons: 3
Coding region: 1-492 (163 amino acids)
Biological process (GO): phylloquinone biosynthetic process
Cellular component (GO): peroxisome
Molecular function (GO): 1,4-dihydroxy-2-naphthoyl-CoA thioesterase activity
Source: RefSeq, a predicted model, not a curated record